Messenger RNA from Phaedon cochleariae (mustard beetle), 1421 nucleotides. NCBI's taxonomy places the organism in Eukaryota, Metazoa, Arthropoda, Insecta, Coleoptera, Chrysomelidae. The record is from the annotation of a GenBank genome assembly.
CUUUAAAUGAUCUCUCAUAGAUCAGUAAUUGUUAUUUCUAGUUGGUGAAAUGAAAAAAGUCAGAUGUCUGGAAAACGGACGAUUCUACAGGGAUCCAGGCAGACCAGCUCAUAAAAUGUGGACUCCAGAUGAAUGUUCCAAAUACUUCCUUUGCUUGGAAGGCGAAGUAUUUGAUUUUCGAUGUUCCUCAGAUCUACUAUUCGAUGUUGAUCGACAGAUUUGCGAUUUCAAAUUGAACGUGGACAAUUGCGACCUAACAGCAGACAGAGCAGAUUGCCCUGAGGGAUAUCUAGGUUGCGCAGACAGUACCUGUUUGCCACAAGAGUACUUUUGCGAUGGUUCUUCUGACUGCCAAGAUGGUAGUGACGAGGCUGGUUGCAAUUUAUUGGAAGAUCCCAAUGGGGCUAGCCCAUGUGACCCGAAAACAUGCGUAUUGCCAGAUUGUUUCUGUUCCAGCGAUGGUACCGAAGUUCCUGGUUAUUUGCCACCUUCCAUGGUACCACAGAUGAUACUUUUAACGUUCGAUGAUGCAAUAAACGACGAAAACUGGGAUUUGUACAGCAGAGUACUGUUUCCCAAAAUUUAUCAAAAUCCGAAUCGAUGUCCUAUAAAAGCUACGUUCUUUGUCAGCCAUCAGUAUAACAACUAUCACUAUACUCAGCAAUUAUGGAAUGAUGGACAUGAAAUUGCUAUACAUUCUAUAACUCACCGUGGUCCAGAGGAAUGGUGGGCCAUCAACGCCACCAUCGAAGACUGGUUCGACGAAAUGGUUGGCCAGGCCAACAUCCUGAACCGAUUUUCGAAAGUGAGAAUGGACCAGAUCAGAGGAAUGAGGGCACCUUUCCUGAGACCGGGAUGGAACAAGCAGUUUCUGAUGAUGAAGGAAUUCGGUUUCGUGUAUGACAGCUCCGUUGUGGCUCCGUUCGACAACCCGCCGAUAUGGCCUUAUACGCUAGAUCAUAAGAUUCCACAUGACUGUAAAGAGGCCAAACAGCUCUGUCCGACCAGAUCGUACCACGGCAUCUGGGAGUUGCCCCUGAACCAGCUGGAGGCGGGCUCGUUCACUUGUUCCAUGGUGGACUCGUGUCCUUCAGAUUUGACCGGAAAUGACGUGUACGACAUGCUGACGCACAACUUCAAGAGGCACUAUCUGAGCAACCGUGCGCCUCUGGGGCUGUAUUUCCACUCGACGUGGUUCAAGAAUCACGAGUACCUCACUGCUUUCCAGAAAUUCUUAUCGGACAUUCUGAAAGAACCAGACGUAUGGUUCGUGACCAGCUGGCAAGCUAUCCAGUGGAUGAGGCAGCCGAAAACAGUUGACCAGCUCCACGACUUUGCACCCUGGGGCUGCAAAAGGAGUUUCGACCAGUCGGAGAUUGCUUGCAGCACUCCCAACGUGUGUAAGCUAUACAGCAGGGUGU